AUGCGCCACAAAAAAGACAACUUCUCCCGAGGAGGCAAGAAACCAUCCAAUCCCCGCCCUCGUCGUCCUGUACCCCGCGGCGAUAACGAGUCUUCGACUUCCUCCAGACCACCGUUCAAGGCCGCUUGCUGGGACUUGGGCCAUUGCGAUCCGAAACGAUGCUCCGGCAAGAGAUUGAUGCAGUUUGGGUUGAUGCGCGAGCUUUCGAUUGGGCAGAAAUAUCCGGGUGUGAUUGUGUCACCGAAUGCGAAAAAGAUCAUAUCCCCAGCAGACCGCGACCUCCUCGAAACGCACGGCGCAGCAGUAGUAGAAUGCUCAUGGGUCCGAGUCCAAGAAGUCCCCUGGUCCCGCAUCGGCGGCAAAUGCGAAAGACUACUACCGUACCUCAUCGCCGCAAACACAGUCAACUACGGCAAGCCCUGGCGCUUGAACUGCGUUGAAGCCCUCGCCGCCUGCUUCUACAUCUGCGGCCACGAAGACUGGGCCAAAGACGUCCUGAAACCAUUCCGCUACGGCGACGCUUUCCUUGAGAUCAAUAACAAGCUACUGAAGCGGUACGCUGCAUGCGCGACGGAGGAAGAGGUUAAGAAGACGGAGGAGGAAUGGCUGGCGAAGAUUGAGGCGGAGUAUGCGGCGAAUCGGGAUGUGGGUGCGGAUGAUAUGUGGACUGUCGGGAAUACGAAUCGGCAGGUUGUCGAUUCGGAUUCGGAUGAUGAUGACAAGGAUGAAGAGGACGAGGAGAGCAAUAAGAAGAAAGAUGAGAACGGGUCGGGCGACGAAGAGGAAGAAGGGGAGGAGGAUAAAGACCCCUUUGCCAUCUCCGACGACUCCGAAGACGAAGCCCAAAUGGCCGAAAUCCGCCAGAAAAUCCUUAACUCCAAAUCAUUCCAAAACCCCUCCGUCGACGAUGACGAUGACCGGCCUACAAAUCAGCCUGAGAAGGUUACCCGUCCAGAUGAACAGCCAGUCCUGCGCGAAGACUCAGAUGCUGAGUCUGGCUCCGCGGGGAGUGAAAAUGAAGACGACGAGGAGUUUGAUAAUAUCAUUAAUGCGACACCAGUUACAGAUCGGACGGGAAUUAUUUCUACGUCGAGGAGGAAGGGGAAGGAGACGUUUAGCGCGUCAUUUUCGAGGACAGUGGUUAAUGCGCCGAAGCGGUGGUGA
This is a messenger RNA of Aspergillus chevalieri, 1164 nucleotides long. It is a transcript of the gene TSR3, whose product is annotated as ribosome biogenesis TSR3 family protein. Gene Ontology annotation, biological process: maturation of SSU-rRNA. Gene Ontology annotation, molecular function: rRNA small subunit aminocarboxypropyltransferase activity. The record is from RefSeq and is a predicted model, not a curated record. The coding region runs from base 1 to 1164 and encodes 387 amino acids. The transcript has 2 exons. NCBI's taxonomy places the organism in Eukaryota, Fungi, Ascomycota, Eurotiomycetes, Eurotiales, Aspergillaceae.